ACCCCAUUCAUAUCCGUAUCGUGAAAGUAAUGUCAUUAAAACCGUUUCCAAAAAUACUAUUAAACAACUAAUUAUUUCCAAUUAAUUAUUUCCAUUUCCAUAACACACACACCGUAACAGAAAAAUCACAACCGAUUAUAAAAACACCAGUUACUGAAAAAGAAGCCAUAGUUAUCUCAAUUCGGUAGAUUUUGUUUUAUUCAGAAGAAGAAGCCAUGGCUGAUUCAUCCAACCUCAAAUCUGAAGCCAUUAUCGACUUGAUGAAGCAACAUUUCAGCACCGAUGCUGGCAAACAACUCGUCAAGAAAAUUGGACUUGUUUACCAGUUUCAAAUUGCUCCUAAGAAACUUGGAGUCGAUGAAGUUUUCUAUACUGUUGAUCUCAAGAAAGGAGAGGUUACCAAAGGGGCAUAUGAAGGUGGAAAGCCAGAUGCAACUUUUUGCUUUAAAGAUGAAGACUUUGUUAAGCUUGCAAUGGGAAAGCUGAAUCCUCAGAUGGCUUUCAUGAGAGGUGCGAUGAAGAUUAAGGGAAGUUUGAGUGCCGCUCAGAAAUUUACUCCCGAUAUCUUCCCAAAGCCUUCCAAGUUGUGAGCACUGAGCAGAGAUGUCUGUUAUAAAGCAAUCAAUAAAAAUAUAUAACCCGAGGGGGGUAUAUCUAUAGUUUAAUACAACCAAUUUCAAGAGAAAAUAGUAAUGGAAAAUAGUGCUUUGGAAAUCUUUCAAAUGACUUUUAUAAUACUGUCUGUAAUUGUAUGUUUCAAGUUUUAAAGUAGUUGAUCAUUUAUCAUGUUAA
Messenger RNA from Vicia villosa (hairy vetch), 792 nucleotides. Its product is annotated as sterol carrier protein 2. Bases 216 to 590 code for a protein of 124 amino acids. Gene Ontology annotation, cellular component: cytosol. The transcript is spliced from 4 exons. The record is from RefSeq and is a predicted model, not a curated record. NCBI's taxonomy places the organism in Eukaryota, Viridiplantae, Streptophyta, Magnoliopsida, Fabales, Fabaceae.